Calidris pugnax (ruff) is the source of this 1941-nucleotide messenger RNA. Its product is annotated as cationic amino acid transporter 2-like. Gene Ontology annotation, molecular function: amino acid transmembrane transporter activity. Gene Ontology annotation, biological process: transmembrane transport; amino acid transport. Gene Ontology annotation, cellular component: plasma membrane. The record is from RefSeq and is a predicted model, not a curated record. Lineage: Eukaryota; Metazoa; Chordata; Aves; Charadriiformes; Scolopacidae. Bases 1 to 1941 code for a protein of 646 amino acids. The transcript has 12 exons.
AUGCUGGAGAUCCUGCUGGGGAUGCAGCUGGAUCAACAAGACUUUCUGGGCUGGAAAGGGGACAAGCAGAUGCCAAGCUGGGACUACCUGCUCUCUGUUUUGAAGACGCUUUCCCGCAGAAAGCAAGUCCAAGCCAGCUCAGAGAGCUCCAGCCUUCGCCGCUGCCUCUCCACUGUGGACCUCAUCGCCUUGGGAGUGGGCAGCACGCUGGGGGCUGGUGUCUACAUCCUGGCAGGGGAGGUGGCUAAGACCAGCUCUGGUCCGAGCAUCAUCCUUUCUUUCCUGAUUGCAGCCAUGGUGUCUGCUUUGGCAGGGCUGUGCUAUGCUGAAUUGGGGGCCCGUGUCCCCCUGGCUGGGUCUGUCUAUCUCUACAGCUAUGUGACAGUGGGCGAGCUGUGGGCCUUCAUUGCUGGGUGGAAUCUGCUGCUGUCCUAUGUCAUCGGUACCGCCAGCGUCGCCCGGGCAUGGAGCGCUACCUUUGAUCAGCUCCUCGGCAAGAAGAUGGGGAGGUUUUUGGGGGCUCACGCGGCAAUGAGCUCUGUGGGGCUGGCAGAGCACCCAGAUGCCUUUGCCGCUGGCCUGGUGGUCCUGCUGGCAGGUCUUCUGUCCUUUGGAGUGAAAGAGUCCACCACAGUCAACAAAGCCUUCACAGCUCUCAAUGUGCUUGUCCUGCUCUUCGUCACAGUGGGCGGCUUCAUCAAAGGCGACCUAAAAAAUUGGAAGCUCAGGGAGGAUGAUCUGCCAUGGGCAGCUGCCCAUGAAGCUGGGAACCAGUCUGUGGUCGACAACGUGACCAGUGCCUUUGGGGUGGGAGGCUUCAUGCCCUAUGGUUUCACUGGGACCUUGGCUGGAGCCUCUACCUGUUUCUAUGCCUUUGUUGGGUUUGACUGCAUUGCCACCACGGGGGAAGAAGUGAGGGACCCGCAGAGAUCCAUCCCCACAGGCAUCAUUCUCUCUCUCCUCAUCUGCUUCCUGGCUUACUUCGGGGUAUCUGCUGCCCUCACCCUGAUGAUGCCCUACCACCUCCUGGACACCAUGAGCCCCCUCCCAGCAGCUUUUGAAUAUGUUGGCUGGAGCAGUGCAAAGCACGCUGUGGCUGUGGGGUCACUGUGUGCCCUGACAACCAGCCUCCUGGGUUCCAUGUUCCCCAUGCCACGGAUCCUGUAUGCUAUGGCUCGAGAUGGGCUCCUCUUCAAACCUCUGGCUAAAGUUAGUCGCCGUCAGUGCCCGGUGGUGGCCACGCUGGUGUCUGGAAUAGUGGCAGCUCUCCUUGCUCUCCUCUUUGACCUGAAAGCCCUGGUUGACAUGAUGUCCAUUGGCACACUGCUGGCCUACUCGCUGGUGGCUGGCUGUGUGCUGCUGCUCAGGUAUCGGCCUGAACCCAGUGCUCAGGACACUCCUGUGGGAAAGGUCCCAGCAACGCGGCUCUGGUGGGACCAUCUCAUCCAUCCACCCCUGCGUCCCACCCUGUGUUCCUCCACCACAGUGGUCUGGGCUCUGACAGCCACAGCCACCCUGGUCUGUGUUGUGAGCUGGGUGACCUCCACCGGGCUGCCCUGCCUCCAGGCUGGGGGUGCCUGGUGCAUCUCGGGACUGGCUCUGCCUCUCCUGGGGAUCCUGGUGGCAGCUCUGCUCAUCUGGAGGCAGCCUCAGAGCCGGGAGAGAGCAUCCUUCAUGGUUCCCUGCCUGCCCUUCCUGCCCCUCCUCAGCAUCACCAUCAACAGCCUCCUGAUGGCCCGGCUCAGCGCGGCCGCCUGGCUGCGGUACCUGCUCUGGAUGGCCAUGGGUUUCCUCAUUUAUUUUGGCUAUGGGAUCUGGCACAGUGCUGAGAGCCACCCACCUGAAGAGUCAACCACCCGGGAGCUGCAGGGGAGGAUGGCCAGGGAGGUGGUCCUGGAGCCCUGCAGGACUAGGCAGUGCCCAUCUGCUCCAGGGCAAUAA